Molecule: messenger RNA, 450 nt
Organism: Seriola dumerili (greater amberjack)
Lineage: Eukaryota; Metazoa; Chordata; Actinopteri; Carangiformes; Carangidae
Product: receptor activity-modifying protein 1-like
Exons: 3
Coding region: 1-450 (149 amino acids)
Biological process (GO): cellular response to hormone stimulus; calcium ion transport; receptor internalization
Cellular component (GO): cell surface; signaling receptor complex; membrane
Molecular function (GO): coreceptor activity
Source: RefSeq, a predicted model, not a curated record
AUGGCACUGGAGAGUGCGUCGCUCCUGAAAGCAGGGCUUGUGUUGUUGAUGGCAGCCCAAGUCCUUCCUUCGGUGUCUGGCUGCAACAGGGGCGUGUACGAGAGGGUUAUCAAUGAUCUCUGCUUAGCUAAGUUCAAAUUCGACAUGGGAGGACUGGACCAAGGCCUGUGGUGCAGCUGGCCCGACACAAUGGAGAUAUAUGAGGGACUAACAAACUGCACCUACCAAGUCGCCUUGAGGAUGGACUGCUUCUGGCCCAACCACAUAGUCGACCGCGUCUUCAUGCACAUUCAUCGGGCCUACUUCCACGACUGUGCUCUGACCGGCCGUCUCCUCCACGACCCACCGAUCAGCGUCCUCGCCCCGUUCAUCACGGUGCCGGUGCUGGUCACCCUGCUCAUGACCGCUGUGGUAGUGUGGAGGAGUAAACGCACAGAGGGGGUUUUAUAG